This is a messenger RNA of Closterium sp. Naga37s-1, 1204 nucleotides long. Lineage: Eukaryota; Viridiplantae; Streptophyta; Zygnematophyceae; Desmidiales; Closteriaceae. The record is from the annotation of a GenBank genome assembly.
UCCCCCGGGGUACUACUUCCGCCCGGGUUCGGGGGAGGGCGCGGAUGCGUGGCAUGUGCACCUGCCCAUGGGGGGGUGGUGCUUCAACCUCAGCACCUGCGCGGAUCGCGCCAAGACCUUCCUGGGUUCGUCCCGAGCCGACCUGCAAGAAGAGAACCCAUACCGCCAUGCGCGGUGGGGCUACCAGGGCAUACUGAGCAGCAGGAAGAGCGUGAAUCCGCGCUUCUACAACUGGAACGUCGUCAUCCCCUCCUACUGUGACGGAGGGGGGUUCUCGGGCAGGCGAGGGCCUGUGAGGGUGAAUGGUCGCAACGUUACUCUCUACUUGGAAGGAUGGAAGAUCAUGAAAGCCGUGCUGACUGACCUCCUCACCAACCGCGGCCUGCAUUCCGCCACCUCUCUGCUGCUCUCCGGGGCAUCAGCGGGAGGUCAAGCCGUGGUGACCUUCUGUGGCCUCCUCGCCAACUCAGUCGCCCACCCCUCUGCGGUCAAGUGCCUGCUGGACUCCGCCUUCUUCACUGACUCAUUGGACCGGAACGGCUAUCCCUAUUUCCAGCACACGGUGAAGAACAUGGCGGAGCUUCACGAGUCUGUGGGCAACCCCAAAUGCGCCAAGGCGCAACCCCCCGCCAAGAAGUGGCGCUGCUUCUUCCCGCAGUACGCGCUCGCCUUUGUCACGCGCCGCCCGGUCUUCAUCGUGCAGCCGCUCUUUGACUUCCGCGCCCUCGUGCGCGGUAACCAGCUGCCCGAGGACUACGGUUACGUCUUGAACUGCCUGCGCUCGCUCCUCUCCCUGCCCGUCCUCCCGGAGAAGAAAAAGAAUCCAAAGAUUUCUCGCCAAGCGUUUGACCUAGCAGCUGUGGAUGAGGGGGGAAGUGAGGAGGGACUGUUACAGGGUUGGAAGGAGAUUGAGGGAGACGGUUACACUACGUACUCCAUAUGGGCCGAAGCGAAUUUGCGAGAAGCAAAUGAAGCGGCAGCAAGCGGAGCAGCAUCAGACAAGGCGCUGUCAUCAAGAGGGGUAGCAAAUGUAGCGGCAGCGACUACGGUAUCCCUUCACUUCCCCAAUUCACCCUCCCCUCCCCCAUUUCCCUCAUUACCCCAACCGCCCACCAUCUCCAUCCCCCUUUUCGCCCGAAUUCGCCCAUCCCCGACAUUUGUUCCAGAAUUGGCCCCUCCACCUGCAAAAAAAGGACAGAUGUGA